Molecule: messenger RNA, 555 nt
Organism: Helicoverpa zea (corn earworm)
Lineage: Eukaryota; Metazoa; Arthropoda; Insecta; Lepidoptera; Noctuidae
Exons: 4
Coding region: 1-555 (184 amino acids)
Source: RefSeq, a predicted model, not a curated record
AUGGUUACCACCAGGAAAAUGGAGAAAGUCAUGUCCCAUUACGAUGUGUCGUUGCUGGUUGACCUGAUAGAGAGAAACCCUAUAAUUAGAAGCAAAGAAACUAACGCCACCACGAACCGAACUAAAGACGAUGCUUGGACAUCUUUGGCGCACGAAUUCAAUGCCAGAUCUAAGUCAGUAACUUUGAUCAAAGAACAGUUGAAAUUAAAAUGGGACGAUUUAAAAAAAAGGGCUGGUAAAAGAUCACCUCGAAUACAGUUGAAUAAUUUAAAGACUGCUGGUGGUGGUGGUGGUAAACCAGGCUUCAAUACGUCUAAUGAGCUCUUGGAUAACGUGACCGGUCCAUUGCGGCCUUCACGCACAAGAUUUGUUGCCCCAUUCGUGGGUGAAGGUAGCGCCGAUAGACAGCUUAUUGUGGGUGAUUUGGGUGAAACUGGUAAUGGCUUGGAAGACAACAUUACCCCGGAAGAGACCUGUCAUAUUGCAAAAGACCAUCAAGUAACUGAAUCACCAAUCAAAGGUGAAAAGCUAGCACGUGACGCUGUGGCAGAUUAG